AUCACCAAUUGGGCGUUUUUGGUUGGUUUUUGGUUUACUUGGUUGUCAUUUUUUAAAGUUGAGUUGGGUUGAGCUAAAUACUCUAUGGUUGCAUUGUUUAAUCUGUUCAUUCAAUGUAGACCAUAGAUAUGGACAAUGGAAAACGAUUGUAUGGGCUUAGAGUAGAUGCAAAUAUCAGUUUCAUGUUUACAGAGUGGGAAAAUUUUAUUGACAGAUACAGUGCAGCAUCAAAUGCAGGUUUUAAAGGUGUUGAAUCUGGAGAUGAAAUUUACCAGUAUUCAAUAGAAGAAAUUGCAAAAGCAAAAUCUGAAGCUAAUGUUCGACAGAUUGUAAUUGUAAGUUUUGGAGGUCCAAUCAAGGCAUUAACAGCCAUUCCAGGAAGAGAAAAUGAAUUUUAUCAAACAUUUCAGAAAACUUUGAAAUAUGCUCUUGCAUUAAAUUGUGAUAGGGUUCAUGUUUGCUCCGGAUUGAUGGCAAACUUAAACGAUUAUUCGAAGUACGAGGAAAUAUAUCUAAAGAAUUUACGUUAUUGCUCUGGAGAAGCAAAAAAGGUAGGAAUUCAUAUUUUAAUUGAGCCAAUAUCAACAAUACCUGGAUAUUUUUUAAACAACACAAAUCAAGCCAUCGAGAUUUUGAAAAAGUUAAAUUGCAGCAAUGUUAAACUGGAGUUUGAUUUUUUUCAUGCCCAAAGGACGCAUGGUAACAUGACCAAAACACUUAGAGAAAACAUUCAUCAUAUAGGUCAUAUUCAGGUGAGCCAAGUACCAAAAAGGGAUGAACCAAGUAACUCUGGCGAAAUAAAUUACAAUUACAUAUUCCGUUUAUUACUUGACUUAAAAUAUGAUCAAUGGAUUGGUUGUGAAUACAAUCCUCAAGGUGACACAAUUCAUGGCCUUCAAUGGAUAACAGAUUACGGGUUGACGUUUUAGGACUGUCCAUCAUAAAGUUUUACAAAAAAACACAGAGGAAAGCUUAAAAUAAACAGGUGAAUUUUUUGUCAUAUGUAUACUGGUUAAAGAAAAACGCGGCUGCAAAAUUAAUGUAACUUCAGUGGUUAGGCUCGAAUUGGCCAUAAAAUUAAGAAGCAAUUUUUUCCAAUGUCAAUGCAGUUUACAAAAAAUAAAUUUUUUCCAAAAAUGA
Messenger RNA from Xenia sp. Carnegie-2017, 1140 nucleotides. Its product is annotated as putative hydroxypyruvate isomerase. Bases 129 to 929 code for a protein of 266 amino acids. NCBI's taxonomy places the organism in Eukaryota, Metazoa, Cnidaria, Anthozoa, Malacalcyonacea, Xeniidae. Gene Ontology annotation, molecular function: hydroxypyruvate isomerase activity. The transcript has 9 exons. The record is from RefSeq and is a predicted model, not a curated record. Gene Ontology annotation, biological process: glyoxylate metabolic process.